This is a messenger RNA of Necator americanus (New World hookworm), 1929 nucleotides long. RefSeq lists its product as uncharacterized. Lineage: Eukaryota; Metazoa; Nematoda; Chromadorea; Rhabditida; Ancylostomatidae. Bases 1 to 1929 code for a protein of 642 amino acids. The record is from RefSeq and is a predicted model, not a curated record. The transcript is spliced from 5 exons.
AUGUCUGGCGUCAUAGAUGUUGACAUGAUGUUUAUGCCUGAUGGAGGACUCGCCGGUGUUUGUGUGGCCGCUUGCUUAUGCGUAAGCGUUACAGGUGACUUGGAUGCUGCUUGCGCUACGCACUGCGCGCUGUCUAGAGCGAUAGAGGUGGUCAAUUGCGCUAAAGACAAUGAUGUUAGGCGAGUGCGAGAGAGAGAGACGGUAGAAAGGAAUGAUCAAGUGAAUGAUCCCGACGUUCUUUCGGCAUCGAGUUGUGAAAGACAUGAAGAGCCUAUCGCCGUCGUAACAUCGCAACCUGUUCCAUCUGUUCUUGCCUCCUCUACCUAUACUCACCCUCUCUCACACUCGCCUAACAUUCCAUCAUUGUCUUUAGCGCAAUUGACCACCUCUAUCGCUCUAGACAGCGCGCAGUGCGUAGCGCAAGCAGCAUCCAAGUCACCUGUAACGCUUACGCAUAAGCAAGCGGCCACACAAACACCGGCGAGUCCUCCAUCAGGCAUAAACAUCAUGUCAACAUCUAUGACGCCAGACAUCAAACGGAGGAUAACGUCGCUCACGCAAGAAGAAGCACGUCGCAACCUCAUUUCAGCUUCUAAAGAACUGGAAUUGAGAGAGAUCAUUGCGACAAUAGAGCGACAGCGGAGACAAACCCUCGAAAGAAGAUCAAGAUUAUAUGCGCGCCACGUUGGAUUGGAAGUCUUCCACGUUACAGAAGACGUACUUCGAGAAGCGCUGAUGAGUUUAGCAGCCAUUUUGGCACAUGCUACUCGAUUAAUACGCACUCUGGAAGCGUUCCAGUUGAUGCACGUGCUCUACCAUCAGCACCGUUAUACUACACUGCUGGACGAAGACUAUCAAUGUUUGCUUGUCCCACCUCAAACAGAAGGACCGCUUCUUCCGGAGGUUGUUAGGGAAUAUAGUAGAUCAGCAACAAGUUCUGCUUCACUACCACCACCUGUGAGAUCUGAAUCGGUAGCGAAACCACCCGUAGUAGUCACUGUCGCCUCGCAGAUUCUAACGCCAACUGAACCCAAUGUGACUCAAGGUGUGACGAAGAAGCCCGCAGCCGCGAAAGAACAACCUAAGGUGGGUAAGAAUGCAGCAUUAUGGAUGCCCACAGAAGACGUGUCACCGCGUAGGUUAACAGCCGCUUCAUCUGUAGAUCCCUCAUUGGGUAAGGAAAAUACUUCCGAAUCCUCUGGGGACAGUAAUGCAACCGUAGCGCCUACCGCCUCGAAAGCGCUUAAUGUAGUGACUAAAUUUGCGAAAACCUCGGAUCCUACGUUAGCAGACUUUCGCCGUUCUAUUUCUUCUCAAAAGCCUCAUCAAGACAUCAGAGUAGCGACGGAAGCAGGUAAGAAAGAACGGCAGUCAAAUUCACAAUCGGGUAAGUCCAUGGAGCUCUCGGUAGAAUUAGCUUUACCUAAACAAAGUUCAUCCAUACCUAGUUCCCUACGAACAAAACCUAAGUCCCUAUCAACAUCCUCGUUGCGGGGGGAGGCUGGACUACCGUCCAAUCGUUCGCAUUUCGGCGAAGGCACUAGCCAGGCUGAACCGCAGUUUAGAGCGAGGGAAUCUCUGGACCGUGCUAAGGAGCGAGUGUAUAUGACAGAAGAUUAUCGCAGUUGUUCUAAUUGCCUUCGCGAUCACUUCGGUGAUUGCAUUCGUGUCGACAAUUGCGCUUACUGCCGUAUGCCUGGCCAUCAUCCGGCUUUCUGUGUUAAUAAUCCGCAUUUCAAGUCGGAUGUAUGCCCGCAAGGCAGUUCUACCAAGAAAUCGCCAGACGGACUUACCAAUGGCCACCGCCAGGUCGGAUUUGCAGAAAACCGCAGGAUUACCCGCGACGUCGAAGUUUUAGCCAACUUUCUCGUUCACCAUCAUCAUCCCCUCCGAGGGGAGGGUAUCGCUACUAAAUCGAAGGUUGAAUGA